This is a messenger RNA of Egretta garzetta (little egret), 2004 nucleotides long. It is a transcript of the gene SEMA6B, whose product is annotated as semaphorin 6B. The transcript has 15 exons. Lineage: Eukaryota; Metazoa; Chordata; Aves; Pelecaniformes; Ardeidae. The coding region runs from base 1 to 2004 and encodes 667 amino acids. Gene Ontology annotation, molecular function: semaphorin receptor binding; chemorepellent activity. Gene Ontology annotation, biological process: axon guidance; negative chemotaxis; neural crest cell migration. The record is from RefSeq and is a predicted model, not a curated record.
AUGGGAAGGGGUUUUGGGUGCUUUGGGGUGAAGGCCCAUGGGCAGGGCUGGCAUGUGCCCCCCCCCCAUGUGUCCUCCCCAGACGUGAAGCACUACGCCGUCUUCGUGGGCCAUGGGACGAGCCGCCCGGCCGGUCCCGAGGGGGGGAGCACCCAGCGCCUCAACAUCCAGCGCAUCCUCAAGGUCAACCGGACCCUCUUCAUCGGGGACAGGGACAACAUCUACCGUGUGAGCCUGGAGCCCACCGGUGCCGGCGAGAUGCGCUACCACCGGAAGCUGACGUGGCGCUCGAACCAGCACGACAUCAGCAUCUGCCGGAUGAAGGGGAAACAUGAGGCAGAGUGCCGAAACUUCGUCAAGGUGCUGCUGGUGCGGAACGAGAGCCUGCUCUUCGUCUGUGGCACCAACGCCUUCAACCCCAUCUGUGCCAACUACAGCAUGGACACACUGGAGCCCGUUGGGGACAACAUCAGCGGCAUGGCCCGGUGUCCCUAUGACCCCAAGCACGCCAACGUGGCCCUCUUCACAGGGGGGAUGCUCUUCACUGCCACGGUGACGGAUUUCCUGGCCAUCGACGCCGUCAUCUACCGCAGCCUGGGGGACAGCCCGACCCUCCGCACUGUCAAACACGACUCCAAAUGGUUCAAAGAGCCCUACUUCGUGCACGCUGUGGAAUGGAGGAGCCACGUCUACUUCUUCUUCCGGGAGAUCGCCAUGGAGUUCAACUAUCUGGAGAAGGUGGGAGACAUCCCCGAGGUGGCCCGGGUAUGCAAGAACGACAUGGGGGGCUCGCAGCGGGUGCUGGAGAAGCAGUGGACCUCCUUCCUCAAGGCCCGGCUCAACUGCUCUGUGCCGGGUGACUCGCACUUCUACUUCAAUGUCAUCCAAGCCGUGACGGACAUCCUGGAGCUGGACGGGCGCCCCGUGGUGCUCGCUGUCUUCUCCACGCCUGCCAACAGCAUCCCCGGCUCGGCCGUCUGCGCCUUCGACAUGACCCAAGUGGCCGCCGUCUUCGAGGGACGUUUUCGGGAGCAGAAGUCACCCGAAUCCAUCUGGACACCUGUGCCCGAGGACAUGGUGCCAAAGCCCCGGCCUGGGUGCUGCGCGUCCCCGGGGAUGCGCUACAACUCCUCCAGCACCUUCCCCGACGAGAUCCUCAACUUCGUCAAGACGCACCCGCUGAUGGACGAGGCGGUGCCGUCCCUGGGCAACGCGCCCUGGAUCCUCCGCACCAUGAGCCGGUACCAGCUCCGCAAGAUCGUGGUGGACAACGCAGCAGGGCCGUGGGGCAACCACACCGUGGUCUUCCUGGGCUCCAGCACAGGCACCAUCCUCAAGUUCCUCAUCCAGCCCAAUGCCAGCGCCAGCCCCGCACCCGCCCCCCCCGGCAGCCAGAGUGUCUUCCUGGAGGAGUUUGAGACGGGGGUGAAGAGGCGGGAGGAGAAGCUCCCCAUCCUGCAGCAGCCCCCCGAGAGGGUGGUGGCAGGGACCAGGGAGCUGGUGUCGUCCACCAUGAGCGGCGCGGUGGGCCUGGCCCGCGGCGCGGUGCAGGGGGGCGUGGAGAGGACACGCUCGGCGCUGAGCACUGGCGUCAGCACCGUGGUGGGCUCCCGCGUGGGACGGCUGCUGGCCACGGGGGUGGAUGCGGUGCUGGGGAAAUCGGAGGAGCUGGUGGAGCGAUACCUACCCGGGACGGACGAGGAGCUGGGUGAGCGCCGACCGUGCCGGGCUUCCCUCUCCCGCGCCCGCUCCUUCCACGACCUGUCGAGUUUGAUGGUGGCGCAGAGCCGGGAGACGGUGAUGCGGGCGCAGUUGAGCAUCGACGAGCUGCUGGAGUACGUGGGGCAGCACGCGCCCCUGCCCUGGCUGGUGGGACCCUUCGCCCCCGCCCUGGUGGAGUAUCCCGAGGAUGUCCCCGUGGAGAUGGCCAAAUGGGAGGGCUGCAUCACCGUGGGGGGGACGCACCGAGUGCCCGCUCCCCCACGGCUCUGCAGCCAGCGCUGA